AUGGCGAUGCGCAAUCCACGAAGCCCACCGAAGAUCGGACUGACGUGGCAGCCUCUCUGGUCUCGAGAGAAUGCCGCAGAUAUGCAGGUGUCUGGCAUAACCUAUUGUUUGAUACGGGCGUUUCGUAGCGCAAAUUCCCCACGUCGAAUUCCCCUGUUUUGGUUGGAUCCUGGCCAUUCAUUCUUCAGUUCUAGGUGGAGCCAGCCCUGCACACCACUAGGCUCCUCGAUGGCGUUUGAUGUCCCUGUGUAUGAGUGUAUGAGUGAUUACAGCCCUGUUGUAGUUGCUUCUUCAUGGACUCGUCCACUCAUCCCUGACUAUCUGACAGCCACAAGACAAAUCGAGAUUCUCUGCUCUAAUGCAAGUCAUAGAGCCCCCUUCAAGGCCUGGCCUGGAUUUUGGAAUCUUCGUUCGCCAGACUCAUCCAUGAGGGAAGACGAGCGAGAACAAGCAACUCUGGAGGAGAGACCAAUGCUUGAUGCAAACAUAGUACACCAAACCCAGUGA
This is a messenger RNA of Aspergillus ochraceoroseus IBT 24754, 507 nucleotides long. RefSeq lists its product as uncharacterized. The transcript has 4 exons. NCBI's taxonomy places the organism in Eukaryota, Fungi, Ascomycota, Eurotiomycetes, Eurotiales, Aspergillaceae. The coding region runs from base 1 to 507 and encodes 168 amino acids. The record is from RefSeq and is a predicted model, not a curated record.